AUGGAGGAAUUGCAGUGCAGCCUCCUUGGGUUCUCCUCCAUAUCCUUGUCCCUCACGACUGACAGUGGUCGCCGGGACGGCAGCAGUGGCGGGCAGCAGAUAUCCACCGUCCUCCAGCAGCUUCACCCGUCGGAGCGGGCGCUGAUUGAGGAUGCGCUGCCUCUUGGCUCGAUGUGCCACAAGCUGCGUCGUGUGACGUCCGAUAUUUCUAUAGGCCGUACGGAGGGAAUGUACCUCGCUGCUAUUGGCGCCGCUAUCGCGGAAGUGCUGCGACGCUAUGAAGAAGACGUAGAAAAGGCGGAAACACCGUCUGCUGUUGCCGAGCUUCGCCCUACGUACUUCACCGCAUUUACACUUCUGACGAAGAUGGUAGAACAGCAGAAGAACACAGACGUUGUCCUCGCCACUGUCCGCACAUUUGUGUCGAACCGAGAGAUUCCACAGGAGUUCCGCAGUUGCCUCGGCGAGGCAGUUUGGAUGGGACUGCUCUACACGAUCGGACACUACAUCGCCCACGGUGUCGUGCUGCACGGCCGUAAGGACUUCUUCAUCUCUGUGAAGUCCAAGGGAGGAAAAGAGGAACACACACUGCACAGCGACCUUCUGCCACACGGCAUGUCGAUGGACCUCGGUAUGCUCAUCCUCUCCGUUGGGAAAGAGCGUCGUGUACUGCUCAGCGAUGCAGAAAGUCACGGCAGAGGGUACCUUGAGCAGCUCGCCAUGGGCACACAGGACGAGGCAGCGAACGCAGUUUUCAGAGCCAUCUACAACCCCUCGCUCUGUGCAGGUGGUGUGCUGGUCGUUGACGAAUUGGAGACGCGUGUCGAGGCAGCUCGUGCACUGUGGUCCAAGGCGCUCUGGGCGAAGGUGGGCGAGCAGACUGCCCUACAGGAGAACCUUGUGGCGCUGCGCGCUAUGUUCCUGUGCCACCGCGGUGAUCUCUGGCACGCCUUCGUGGAGGCGGCGUUCCCGGGCCUCGUCGACAGCGCCGUGUCAAAGUCAACGAUGACAGAGGCCGCCAUUGGGCGUGUGGUGGCGGACGCAUUUGUGUAUGCGUUGGGCGCCUCAGGCUUGGGCGACACGCCCAUCUACGAGCGCUUCACCGCCUUCGUCGUGCUGCCCUUCGAGAUUGAUGGUGGCAGUCUGCGCUCUGUUGAGGACACAGCGCGGACGAUCCUCGGCUGCAUGCGAGGGAUAGUGCUGAACUACGUCCCGCCGCGCGGACUACACCUGGUAGUAUCUGCCAAGGCGAUGGAAUACUACAAGAGGAUCUUCUCCUUUCACAUCGCGCGACGAUUUUCGCUGCAUGCGCUGCAUACCGUGAGGCGGGUUUUUUCGGGGGCGUCAGUCACCAAUAAGCAUCCAUCUUCAGAGCUUCGCCGCACCUUUGCUCUGAUGCAGUUGCUGCUUUUUCUCCAUACCACACUGGGAUACCACCUACAGGUGGAUGUGAUUGUGUUACAAACUGCGGAGCUUGAGAAGUCGAUGGAGAAGUGUAAGAGUGUGCAGGACGCCAAGAAGUGCCUUGACCGCUACGUCUGGCACGUCGCGGAGGGCUCAUUCAUCACGGAAGGCUCGGGUCCACUCCUAUCGGCCUGCGAGGCUCUUUUUCAGUGCUCCUUUGCCCUCUACGUGCUGUGCACGCGCUAUCGCCUGACGUCGUGGGCUGUGGAUGGAGCGCACAUACCUGUUGAGGUCGCCGCCGCACUGAAGGCGUUGGAGACACGCGUGCAUCAAGAUGUUGUAGCGGCCUUCACUGGCCACCUGUCAGGUUCCGCGACACGCGCCACUGAGCGUGCGCUGUGGGCGCGGCUUGACUUUAACCGAUUUCUCUCCAUGGGGCUGAAUGAGAGGGCAGCGACGGAGUUCCCACAGCCUAUGGCGACAAAGACGCGGUCAAGAGUAAAUUCGGUAGUAGUGGUGCAUGAGGCGGCGACUCUGUCUCGUCGGCGUUCCGACGUGCAGCCUCGCCCCGUCACAGCACUGCCGAGGUCUACUCACAAGUGA
This is a messenger RNA of Trypanosoma grayi, 2007 nucleotides long. Its product is annotated as p22 protein precursor. Gene Ontology annotation, biological process: spindle assembly; microtubule nucleation; mitotic cell cycle. Lineage: Eukaryota; Euglenozoa; Kinetoplastea; Trypanosomatida; Trypanosomatidae. The transcript has a single exon. Gene Ontology annotation, molecular function: gamma-tubulin binding; microtubule minus-end binding. Gene Ontology annotation, cellular component: gamma-tubulin complex; spindle pole; centrosome. Bases 1 to 2007 code for a protein of 668 amino acids. The record is from RefSeq and is a predicted model, not a curated record.